Messenger RNA from Scylla paramamosain (green mud crab), 3570 nucleotides. RefSeq names its product ribosomal RNA processing protein 1 homolog B-like (gene Nnp-1). The transcript is spliced from 9 exons. The coding region runs from base 1210 to 3348 and encodes 712 amino acids. The record is from RefSeq and is a predicted model, not a curated record. Gene Ontology annotation, biological process: rRNA processing. Gene Ontology annotation, cellular component: nucleus; preribosome, small subunit precursor. NCBI's taxonomy places the organism in Eukaryota, Metazoa, Arthropoda, Malacostraca, Decapoda, Portunidae.
GUACUCGCUUAGUCUCGUUCACCACACGGUGGUAGUGUGGGUUAGAGUUUUGGUGAGCUUUGCUUUACGAAGCUCACAAUAAUUGAAUAAAAGUUAAGGUGCCUCCUAACACUUGUGCACACAGCCGCUUCCUAACAUUCUUUUAAUACAUCAUAUACCUAAUGUAGUUCAGUAUUGUUACUUGUAUAAGCGUUGCUAAAUAUCAAUAAGAAAAUUCAGAAGGCGGUAUUUCUUGAUAAGAAGUUCGUUCCCUCCCCAUUCCACCCCCAACCCCCCUAACCUCUCAAACAAGCUUGGGGCCUGUGGAAAAUCAGGGGUUUUCGGGGGGAAUGAAAAGUGAAAUAAGGGCGUUAAAAAAUCUAAGGAAAUUUACCUUAAUUCGAAUUUCCCUAACCUAUCCGAGCCCCUAGACUCCUCCUGCUUGGACGUUAAUCUAACUUAGCAUAACCUAACCUAGCUGGUGGGGCUGUGCCUCCCCUGGACCCCCCUUCCCCACUAGGACAUUAACCUAACCAAGCAUAACCUAACCUAAUCUAACCUGGGUUAAUCUGGAUAUCGCAUCUGUGUUACCUACAAGCACAAAACUCAAAUGUCAUGAAGAAGGGUUUGGUGACGUUGCUGAAAAUGUAAAAAAAUUGGGGGACACAUGUUAAGUAUGGCUGUAAUAGCACUUGUAAGUGUGGAGAAAUUUGAUAUUUUCCAAGUCCAGCAAGCUCAGCACCAGUCAAGAGUAAAUACUGAAAUGAUUUUCUCUUGUUUAUAACUGGGAUUUUUGGGUAGUGGCAUAUUAGGAUUUCAUGGUAUCUAUGCAGCUGAUCCCUCCAAUCACAAGCUGCCACUUGUGAGGCCAUUCCUGAGGCUGCCAGUUAUGACUUUCCAUGGUAGGUUCAGUUACACUUUUCAUUUGUUUUAGAGACAUGUCAGGCAUUCUGAUAGAGGCUCGCUGUCAUUUGUUAAUAUGGCUACCCAGUGGAGGUAGGUAGAGCGAACAGUGCCAGUGUUCAGCAGGAAAAGAAGUCACUAUGUGAGAUAUUUAGCAACAGCAAUACAAUGGUUAAGAUGCGAUAUACAGACAUAAGGAAGAGGUUCCAUGCGUUUAUUAAGGAAGCUGCCAAACUGUACCCACCUCCAUUGUCCUGAGAAUCUCCACACCACACUGCAAUAUCAAGAGAGGAUGCCCUCAAACUGUGGAAGGGUCUUUUCUACUGUAUGUAUAUGGCAGAUAAGCCUCUGGUGCAGGAGGCUGUUGCUGAGAACAUAAGUGGUCUCAUCCACUACAUCAACAAUGAGGAAGACUGCAAGAACUUCAUCAAAGCAGGCUUUCUUACCUUUGCUAGGGAGUGGAAUGGGAUUGAUGUCUUUCGUAUUGACAAGUACAUGAUGUUUGUGAGAAGAUUUUUGCGGCAUAUUUUCACUCACUUACGGGCUUGUGACUGGAACCCGAAGAAUGUCAUGGCCUAUAUCUCCAUCCUAGAAGCAAUUGUUGUUUGUCCAGAUGAUAAUGUAAACAACACUCCCUUGGGGCUGAAGACUCAUGUUUGUGAAGUAAUUUUAGAAGAAUUGGCAAAAGUUGGUGGAGAGAAUCUGCAGCAUUCUGUGGUUAUGGCAGUGAUUCAGCCUUACUUCAAGGUUCUUGCACUGACCAAGAUAAAUGUUUAUACAAGAUUUGUUCGUGAAGGAAUAAUUCACCACUUGAUCCGUCAAACCCUUUGUGCAGAAGAAGAGGAAGGUGGAGAAGAGGGAACUGACAACACAAACUUGGAAACUAAAGAGACUGCUAAAGAGGAUGCUGAGAGUGAAGAGCUGAUGGAUGAAGUGGAAGUGGCUCUAGACCCUCGGGCAGGCCGGGUGGAUGCCUACAUACCUCAGUUGAAGGUGGAUUUGAAUCUUUUGGCUGACUCCCUUCAGAAAGUUGGAGCAGUUUCAAGGGUACAAACAAAAAACCGGGAGGUGAUCUACAGGCUUGUAUGUGAACUACGAGAUGCAGCACAAGGCCACGAUCCUUUAGCAUUACCAAGCGAUCAUGUGGAUGAUGUAGAAGUUCCUGAAGAAGAAGUAGAAAAAGCUGUAGAAAGACUGGAGAAAUUUGAAGAAGAUUUAAGAGCAGGAAGAAAUCCUGAGAAUGAGGAUGCUGAUGAUGAUUUGAAACCAGUCAAAAAGUGUCAGUUUAAAAGUAAAUAUCAGAAAAAGAAAUAUCUCCGUCUAAAGAAGAAUAAGCAGCAACCAAAGGGACUACCGAAAACCAAGAAAAGGAAACUGGAUAAACGUCAAAGUGAACUAGCCCAAAAGAGAGCACUGGCAGUGGACCACAUGGUGAGGCGUGUGACUGCAGCAGCAGGAAUUCCCAGGACCAGUGUAGUGACACCUUCACCUGAGGGGCAAGUGAAUGGGCAUCAUGGAUUUGAAGUGUCUCCAAUUUCUCAAAAGAAAAAGCCAGACAUUGCAUCCAAAUCAUUUGUAAAUAAUUUCACUGUAGAAGUGGCAUCUGAUGAUAAUAAAAAAAGGAAAAGUGUUGUAGCUACAAACAAGCAAAACAAAAAGAAGUGUUUUGAUAUUUCUGUUUUAAGUUCUCAUUCCAAUGACAGUUGUGAAAUCAACAGUGUAAAGAAAAGUGAAAAUGUUCUUUCCAGUGUACUGAGUAAAGGACAGAGGAAAAAAAAGAAAACCAAAAUGACUACUAAUGUACAAAAGGUUGAUAUUCCAGUUCAAGUUUCAACUUGCAGUGAUGCAGUCCCAUCUGUCACUGAAAAGAAACAGUCAGUUAAAAGUGAAAAUCUGCUUGAUGCUGCAAAAAAUAUUGAAAAUGAAGACAAGCAAAAUCUGCAGCCCAGCAGUGAUGAAACAGUAAAGGGUAUCAACACCAAGGUAAUAGAUAGUGUUCUACCUGAAAAAGGCAUAGUCAUAAACUUCUCAGAAAGUAAGAAGCAGAAAGGUCUAGGCAUUGGGAUUCCUCCAAAGAAGUCCUCCUGGGAUGAGCCCCUAAAGGAAGGUGAAUAUGAAGUAUUUAUUAGAAGCAGGAAACAUUUAAAGAGAACCAAAGAAAAGAAAAUCAGCCCAAUAAAGAAAAGGCUGGCAGCAUGUAUCCCGAGACAACGAACUAUAAGUAUUAACUUGAAAAAGAACAAAGAACAUGAAUUCAGUGACUAUGUCCGCACAUUGAGGGCCAGUCCCUGUAUUCCCUUCAAGGCUGAUCAGACACCCAAGGCCCCUGUUCUCAAGCCUUCUCCCUCUCCAAUUUUGAUAAAGGGAACAGCCCUUCGGAAGAGACUGCAGAAAAAGGUGGCUGCAUCAGCAUCUCCACAGCUAAGUUUGAAAAAAAAAAGACAAACUGCAGCUGAUUUUUUUUAAGUAAGCUGAUAAUCUGACCAUAGCAGUAUCAGGCUGUUUAAUAGUCUGGUACCCUUACCAUGGACCAACUUCUGUGCAAUGGUUGACUGUUAGAGAUCUCCAACAAUUACAACUUGAAGAGUUGAUUUUACAAUUUCAUCACAGGGGGAAGUAUCAUUGUAGAUAUGCAUGGCCUUAAAAUUCAGCAAGAUAUCUUAAAUAAAAUUAUUUUUUGUCCUUUGA